Camellia sinensis is the source of this 685-nucleotide messenger RNA. Lineage: Eukaryota; Viridiplantae; Streptophyta; Magnoliopsida; Ericales; Theaceae. The record is from RefSeq and is a predicted model, not a curated record.
CUUUGAAAUUGUGUUUUAUAGGACAAUUUGAAUAUAUAUCCAGAGGAGUACAAGCCAAUCUGCAUGAAAAACUACAACAGCAUACGGAAGGAUCACAAGAACAAGCUUAAGGCUAAGUAUUUCAAGCCUAGAAGUUCUGAUCCUAAUCUGAAGGAUGAUGUUCCUAUGCACAUUGUGCCAAGCCAGUGGGAAGAACUUGUGGAGUAUUGGUGUACUUCCGAUGCUGAGAAAAUCGCAAGUAGGAACGCUAAAAAUCAGCGAGCUCACGGCAUAGCUCAUACCACAGGGCGUACUACUUUCUCUCAGAUACGGCAUGAGAUGACCAGUAAGGGGGAGUCUACUGAUAAGAUAAAUGUUUGGCUUAUGACAUGUAGAGUAGAUGACCCAGAGGUUAUUCAGACCUUGGAUGAGUUUAAUCGUCAACUCUCUAUGCUACCUGAGGAUGGUCGGACUUUGGAGGCUAGGAAUGCCAUUUUCCAUGAGUUGAUAGGUCAUGACGGACAUGGAUAUUGUCGCACAUACGGGAGAAUUGUGCCUCGGAGAACGGUGUAUAAAGAUGGUGCUGGGCCAUCACAAUCAACACCCUAGCCAUCGACUAUUGAUCAGAUCACGCAGAAGGUUCGUGCAGAGCUAAGGGAUGAGUUGAGGGAGGAGCUGCGAGCAGACUUCUCUACACAUUUACAGU